GAAAAGGGGUGCAGUGUAGACAUAGCCAGCCUGUUUGGAAGAAGCUGCUUGCCUGCUCCAGGGUCUAGACUGAGACCAGGGAUGUUCAAGAUCUCCUCCACUUGCUUCCCCUGGAGGUGGAAUGGGAUCUGAGAUAGGGAACAGCUAGGUGGAUGGGCUUAUGGCCUCUCAGGAAGCUUGUUGACUCAUAUGCUAAGCCAGAGGGAUCAGCAGUUCACUUUAUCUAAGAAGCCAAAGCUACAUUUCCAUUCCCCCCCACACACCUAGACCCAGAAAACCAUGAUUAUUCCAAACAUGCCCCCAGAGAAACCACCGCUUCAUGCCCCCUUUAUCUAUUUAAUGGGACAUUGCCCUGCCAGACCCCUCCUUCCUGAGGAGUGGGGUCAGCUGUUCAGCUAAUAUCAUGUGGAGAUAGCUGGGUGGGUCCUCAAAUCCCUAUUGACCAACAACAUCCUGACACUGAUUGGCUGGAUGAUUAGAGAAAUACAGGUUUGGGAGCAGAGGUAGCUGGGAGGCUGAUAAAAGGUAGGAAAAGGACCUACAAGGAGUCUGUUGGUUGGUGGGUGUAGGGCCUAGUGUAGUGGCUGAGCUUGUUUAUGGUAAACUGUUUUUGCAGCUUUGGUUCACUGGAUGAUUCCCUCUGGGAGGGAGGGUGGGUGCAUGUGUUUAUCUGGGCUUGUAAGGGACUUACUAACCAUCUCACUUUGAAGGCUCCCAGCUAUUGUAAAAGGAGCGCUGGGGUGUAAUGCAGCCUCUGUUAAGGGAAAAGCAACAAAUCCGAGGGUUGCCCUACUCUAGACUCUGUGUUCCCUAAGGCUCAUUUCCCUCCCUCCCCCCACUCUUGUCUGCAGUGGAAGGUGUUGUGGGCCCUGUUUAAUGCAAGUGAUUGGUACCUCACUUCUUGUGUGUUAAGAGUUACUGGGGUAAGUUUGGCUUGUGCGGUGCCACCUGCAAAGCUCACCCUGGGGUGUCUGUGCUCAUGCUGCAUUGGUGGAAGACUGGUGCAUGGUGGACAGGCAUCCUAGCGUCUUCUGAGUGGGUCACCUUGUGGAAAGCUGCUGUGUGUUGUGGGGUGCCUACAUAGCUCUGAGUAGCUCUUUGUGCCAGCUGGGUUGGCUGCAAACAAGCCUGAGGUAAAGCUUCCUGGGGGGUUCUGGGAGAUCAGUUUGGAGAUGUGGGGAUGACCCCCCCACAAACCCUAACUCCCCUUUGCUCUCCUAUCCCAGUCUGUGCACUCCUGUGGCUUCCUGCAAAGCUUGAUUCUCUACCCCAGCUUGUGCAUCUCUUUGCAAAGCUUGACCCAUCUAUCCUAGGCCAUUACUGACAAACACCAAUGCACCACCAGCCACAACCCCCUUCCCUACUUAUGGAAAAUAGCUGCCCACCUCUGUGGUUCCUGGCAUGUGGGUGUCAUGGCUUGCAGGCUGUUAAGGCAGGGGGUCCCACCCUUUGUAUUCCUGACCCAGGGGAUCUCUACAGGUGCUCAGUGGCUGUUAUUAUCAGGUGUGAAGUAGCCAGUGCUGACUCCAUGCACACAAGUGGGCAUGAGAUAAUGUGGUUGUUCCAAGCCAUGCCCAUAUUGUAUUUCUGGGGCUGGAGCUACAGAGCUGGGUAAACUAAUGUAGCUUUUCUCUUCCAGUGACAGUAACUGGGCAGGGACUGCCAGCCAGGGGCCUUGGAUGCUGCAAGGGAAAUGACCCAGAAAGACGUUGCAUCCUGCUGUAGCAUCCCCCUUUCCAGGAUCUGCCUGCUGCAGGCUGUGGUUGGCGCUGGUAGCUCAGGGGAGGAUCCCAGCACCCUCCCCAGAGCUGGCAAGCCAGGGGACAGGCCUGCAUCUCUCAUGAAGCCCCUGAGGAGCCAGAAGGAGAAGCAAAGCAUUGCCAAGCGGCUGAGUCUUGGCUUCACCUUGGUGCCCAGGAAGUCUCCGCUGGGCUGUUAUAUGGGCAGGCCUGUGCCCGCUAAGACCUGCUCCUUCCGUCGAAGCCUGGCUGUGGAUGCCCGCCUGGGUGUUCCCUGGCAGCCUGCAGUGGUCUCUUCCAGCACCAUUCCCUUCCACAGGGCUUCUGCAGUGUCCUGGCGGGCCGGCACUGCCCUGAGAACAGGCCAUGCCACUGACCAGGCCUGGCUCAGGGGGAGCAGAAUCCCUCUGCUGCACCCAAUCAAGCCAUCUCUGAGUAGAGUGAGACCUGUCUCUUCCCCUGUGGCAGUGAUGCUGUUUGAGCCACCCAGUCCUGUGACCCGGGAGCCCAAACCCACAAGCAGGAGCAAGCUUGCUCUGGUCAAAGCUGCCAUAGAUUCCAGGAGAGCCCAGCAGGCAGAGUGUCAAGCUGCUAAGGGCGAGGUGGUGAAGAAACCUUUAUCCAAGGAGCUGCCUCUCCUAUCCUCCUGGCCCACCAUCCUGGAUGAAGAGGAGGUGGGAUCGGAGUUGGACCAAGCCAGCCUGGCAGUUCCAGAGCUGCCCAACCAAGCUGGCAAGGGUGCCUGCUGGGAGGAUGAAAUAGCACUGGAGGACCCAGUGACUCAGGAGGCCCAGAACUUGGAGGUGGACCCAGCUUUCAGCCAACAGCCUGCAGGGGCUACUGGCAACACUUCCCCUGCUGGCAAGGGGGGUCAGAUACUUACAGUGGAUCAGUGAGGUCUGUAGACAAUGGCAAGAAACUACUUUAGGCAUCUGCACUGCAGGCCAGUGUAUGGAAGAGACUAUCCAAGUGGUCAUGCCCUGCCCCGGAUUCAUCUUCUCUCGCUGCAGAGUGAACAAGUUGUGGCCCUGGCCUGUAUCCCUUGCUCCCUCUGUCCUUGCUGAUCUUUCCUUCCCAAAUGCUUAUCAGAAGAGAUCCCAUCCUGUCUGCAUUCAGAAGUUUCCAGAGCUGUUCUUAGCCUCCCAGUUGCAUACAAGCUGUAACCUCUGAAACAGCUGUGGAGCUAAAUGUAUCUAUUUGGUUCAGAGCUACAGCCUUCCAAAACUGUCAGUGUUGCUCCCUUCUAGCUUUUAUAUCUGUCUGUACCUGAAAUCUUUGCAAAACCAUGUUUUAUGUGACCUGUACUGAAUUCUUAAUAAAAGUCUUUAAUAAAGGUCCAA
Molecule: messenger RNA, 3079 nt
Organism: Pelodiscus sinensis (Chinese soft-shelled turtle)
Lineage: Eukaryota; Metazoa; Chordata; Testudines; Trionychidae
Source: RefSeq, a predicted model, not a curated record